This is a messenger RNA of Macroventuria anomochaeta, 5191 nucleotides long. RefSeq lists its product as uncharacterized. The record is from RefSeq and is a predicted model, not a curated record. The coding region runs from base 27 to 5003 and encodes 1658 amino acids. Gene Ontology annotation, cellular component: membrane. NCBI's taxonomy places the organism in Eukaryota, Fungi, Ascomycota, Dothideomycetes, Pleosporales, Didymellaceae. Gene Ontology annotation, molecular function: ABC-type transporter activity; ATP binding; ATP hydrolysis activity. Gene Ontology annotation, biological process: transmembrane transport. The transcript has 2 exons.
CACACUCACACCUGUUGUUGCCAGCCAUGGCUCAGAAUCACCGAUCCCAAAGUGACUUCACCAACAUGUCAUCCAGCAACCAGGUGUUCUCGAACACAACAACAUCUUCGACGCAAAAUAAUGAAACAACCUCCCAAUUACAGCAUACAUCCAGGGUCAGCGAGUUAGCAAACCCUUUCGAUGGCAUCCUCCGAACAGAGUCUGGUCGCGAAACAUAUUACCCUGAUGGGCAACAGUCCUCCAAUCAGGCAGAGCUGAAGCGCUCGACAUCACAUGGCAGCUAUAGACUGUUCUCAAACACUGAGAAGCGGGACACAAAUACAUCCGGCGGCCUCACAGCAGGCGGACUAGCUGCAGCCGGUGCUGGAGCUGGAGCUGGUGCCGGGCUCUUCCAUGCUUCAGAGAAACACACGGAUACAACACACAGCGAUCAGUACCUUCAAGAUGGAACGGAUGACCAUGAGCCUCUCGAAAAGGUAGCGACAGCAAGCUCGAGCGACUCUUCAUUCACCAGAUAUGGCUCCAAUGGCCAGCGCCGCAGCAGGAAAGGAACCAAGAUAUCAGACACUGACGAUAGCGAGAGUUCACCCAUGGAGCGCACAGCCACAAAACCUGAAAUCAAUAAUGAAGAGAGAAGGGACCUUCGGCGAGCUCUCACUAGCUUGAGCAUGUCCAGGCAAGGGACGCGUCACAGUAUUGCAGAGCCCAACGACCCAACCAUGGACCCCAGCAGUGAUUCCUUCGAUCUUACCAAGUUCCUGCGCUCUUUCAGGCACUAUCUUGAGGAAGAAGGAAUCGAGAUGAAGCAACUUUCUGUUGUCUACAAGAGCCUCAACGUGUACGGAUCAGGCGCAGCAUUGCAGGUACAGAAGACUGUCGCAGAUAUGCUGAUGGCGCCAAUUCGACCACAAGAAUUUAUCAGUUUCGGCAAGAAGGAUCGCAAGCAGAUUCUGCACAGCUUCGAUGGUAUAAUCAAGGCUGGCGAGCUUUGUGUUGUCCUCGGUCGACCUGGAUCCGGAUGUUCGACACUCCUCAAAGCAUUGACUGGAGAACUCCACGGCCUCGAGAUUGAUGGAUCUGAAGUUCACUACAACGGUAUUGAGCAGCGCAAGGUUAUCAAGGAGUUCAAGGGAGAAACAGUCUACAACCAAGAGGUUGACAAGCAUUUCCCACAUUUGACAGUCGGUCAGACUCUUGAGUUCGCUGCCGCAGUUCGUACACCGUCGCAUCGUCCUCACGAGACGUCCCGCAAAGAUUUCGCCAAAUACAGCGCGCAGGUCGUUAUGGCUGUCCUUGGCUUGAGCCACACCUACAACACUAAAGUAGGAAACGACUUCGUUCGUGGAGUUAGUGGUGGAGAGAGGAAACGUGUCUCCGUUGCUGAGAUGUUGCUUGCUGGUGCUCCUUUCGCCUCCUGGGACAACUCAACUCGUGGAUUGGACUCGGCGACGGCGCUCAAGUUCGUCCGCUCAUUGAGAAUUGGAUCUGACAUGACUGGUGGCGCUGCUGCUGUAGCGAUCUAUCAGGCUUCCCAGAGUGUGUACGAUUGCUUUGACAAGGCAGCAGUUCUGUACGAGGGGCGUCAAAUCUACUUCGGACCUGCCAAUAAGGCACGAAGCUUCUUUGAACGCCAGGGUUGGUACUGCCCUCCACGCCAAACCACAGGUGACUUCUUGACAGCGGUCACAAACCCUGAUGAGCGACAGCCUGUGAAGGGCUUCGAGAACAAGGUCCCUCGCACACCAGAAGACUUCGAGAAGUACUGGCGUGAUUCACCUGAAUACCAGAGCUUGCUCAAGGAGAUCCAGGAAUUCGAGCAAGAGAACCCUGUUGGCGAGCACUCGACACUCCAUGAGUUCCGCCAGAAGAAGAACUAUAUCCAGGCCAAGCAUGCCCGUCCCAAGUCCCCUUACCUCAUCAGCAUUCCAAUGCAGGUCAAGCUCAACACUGUCCGAGCAUAUCAGCGCAUUUGGGGUGACUUCGCUUCCACCGCCACUCAGGCAAUGCUCAACCUUGUCAUGGCUCUUAUUGUCGGUUCCAUCUAUUUCGGUCACUCGCAAGGCACCAGCUCUUUCCAAGGCAGAGGCGCGGUUUUGUUCUUGGCUGUUCUCUUCAACGCACUGACCUCUAUUGGUGAAAUCAGCGGACUGUAUUCUCAAAGACCAAUCGUCGAGAAGCACAACUCCUACGCAUUCUACCAUCCAGCAACAGAGGCUAUAGCAGGUAUUGUCGCAGACAUACCAGUCAAAUUCCUUCAAGCAACGGUCUUCAACAUCGUCUUGUACUUCCUCGCUCAGCUUCGUUACACUCCCGGUCAAUUCUUCCUGUACUUCCUGGUCACCUACAUUGCCACUUUUGUCAUGGCUGCCAUCUUCCGAUCGACAGCUGCCUUGACGAAAACGGCAUCGCAAGCCAUGGCCCUAGCAGGAGUUUUGGUGCUGGUCCUCGUCAUCUACACGGGUUUCGUCAUUCGCAUACCGUCCAUGCACCCUUGGUUUUCCUGGAUUCGGUGGAUCAACCCAGUGUUCUACGCUUUCGAGAUCCUAGUCGCGAACGAGUUCCACGGAGUUCAGUUCCCCUGCGACCAGUUUAUUCCCAUGGGACCGGGCUACACACAAACCGGUAAUUCAUUCAUCUGCAAUUCGCAAGGUUCAGUGGCUGGUCAGACAUUUGUUUCUGGAGAUGACUUCAUCGAAAUCGCCUACGAGUACUCCUGGUCUCACGUCUGGCGCAACUUCGGGAUCCUAAUUGGUUUCUUGAUCUUCUUCAUGAUCAUUUAUUUCAUCGCUGUGGAAGUCAACUCAUCUACCACCAACACUGCCGAGCAGCUUGUUUUCCAGCGCGGCCAUGUUCCGGCUUACAUGUUGGAGAAGGGCGGCAGGCAAUCUUCUGACGAGGAGUCUGCCGAACCCGCUGCUCGUGCCGAAGGCGGAGAGACCGAUGUCAGUGCUAUCGAAGAGGCCAAGGGUGUCUUCACAUGGAGAGAUGUAGUCUACGACAUUGAGAUCAAGGGCGAGCCUCGACGACUUCUAGACCAUGUUUCGGGGUACGUCAAGCCCGGUACUUUGACCGCUCUCAUGGGUGUCAGUGGUGCCGGUAAGACUACUCUUCUCGACUCUCUCGCUCAACGUACCACUAUGGGCGUCAUCACCGGCGACAUGCUCGUAAACGGAAAGCCAUUGGACCCCAGUUUCCAGCGUUCUACAGGUUACGUCCAACAGCAAGAUCUCCAUCUUGAAACCAGCACUGUCCGCGAGGCGCUCCGCUUCUCAGCCGUGCUGCGCCAACCAAAGUCGGUACCCAAGCAGGAGAAGUACGACUAUGUCGAAGAGGUCAUCAAGAUGCUGAAUAUGGAGGAUUUUGCUAACGCUGUUGUUGGUGUCCCUGGUGAGGGUCUCAAUGUCGAGCAGCGCAAGCUUCUCACUAUUGGCGUUGAACUGGCAGCCAAGCCCAAGCUUCUGCUCUUCCUUGAUGAGCCUACUUCCGGUCUUGACAGUCAGAGUUCCUGGUCCAUCAUCUCUUUCCUCCGCAAGCUCGCAUCUGCUGGCCAGGCUAUCUUGUGUACUAUCCAUCAGCCUAGCGCCAUCCUCUUCCAGGAGUUCGAUCGCCUCCUAUUCUUGGCUAAGGGAGGAAAGACCGUUUACUUUGGCGAGAUUGGAGAGAACUCAUCGAAACUGCUUCACUACUUCGAGAACAGCGGUGCUCGCAAGUGCGGCGAGGACGAGAACCCUGCCGAGUACAUGCUCGAGAUUGUCAACGCAGGCAAGAACGACCAAGGUGAAGACUGGUUCAACGUCUGGAACAAGAGCGAAGCAGCCAAGCAGGUGCAGCGCGAGAUCGAUGAGAUCCAUGAACAAACACAGCACUCUAACCUCAACAUCGCCGAGGAGACAGGUGGCACCGAAUUCGCCAUGCCACUCUGGACCCAGAUCUGGGAGUGCACAUACCGUGUGUUCCAGCAGUACUGGAGGAUGCCCGAAUACGUCCUCGCUAAGAUCCUUCUCUGUGUCGUCGCUGGUCUCUUCAUCGGUUUCUCCUUCUAUGGCGCCGACAGUACUCAAGCUGGCAUGCAAAACAUCAUCUUCAGCGUGUUCAUGCUUACCACUAUCUUCUCCUCGCUCGUUCAGCAAAUCCAGCCGCUCUUCAUCACUCAACGUAACCUUUACGAGAGUCGUGAACGUCCUAGCAAGUCUUACUCUUGGAUUGCAUUCAUGAUUGCUAACAUCGUGGUGGAGCUGCCAUACGGUAUCGUUGCUGGUGUUCUUAUGUUCGCAUCUUUCUACUACCCAGUGGUCGGAGCUGGACAACAGUCUGCACGUCAGGGUCUGGUUCUUAUGUUCUCCAUCCAGCUCCUUGUCUACACGUCAUCUUUCGCAGCCAUGACUAUCGCUGCUCUGCCGGACGCCGAGACAGCUUCCGGAUUGGUCUCGCUCUUGACUCUGAUGUCCAUCCUCUUCAACGGUGUCCUGCAGACUCCUGGUAACCUUCCAGGAUUCUGGAUCUUCAUGUACCGCGUUUCGCCGUUCACAUACUGGAUCAGUGGUAUCGUCUCCACUAUGCUGGCAGGUCGCGAGGUGGUUUGCAGCUCCACGGAAGUUUCCGUCUUCGACCCACCAGCAGGCCAGACUUGCGGUCAAUACCUUGGUCCCUACGCUCAGGCCGCGAUGGGUACUAUUCAGAACCCGGAUGCUACUGCAUCGUGUCAGUACUGUGCAAUUUCAAGCGCCGACCAGUUCCUGGCUGGCAGCAGUAUCUACUACAAUGAGCGCUGGAGGAACUUUGGCAUCCUGUUCGCUUUCAUUUCUUUUAACGUUUUCCUUGCGCUCCUCACGUACUGGCUGUUCCGAGUCCUCAACCUCGGCAACCUCACUGCGAAGUUCCACAAGAACAAGAAGGGUGCGAAGGCGAAGGGUACUGCGGACAAGGCCGCAGAGGGUGUUGGAGAGGCAGCCAGGCAAGGUGCGCACCCCGGAAACCGCUCUGGGGAGAAGGAUACAGCGUAAUGGUAGAAAGUGGGGCCUAUUGUUUCUCUGCUUGUCAUUGCCUUUGUUGCGGCUUAAAACUUGGAUCCGUUGCUUCCUCGGGCCACAGUCAUCCACUCACCCACCAUUUCGGACGUGGGGCUCCUCUUCUGUUGAUCAUACUAGUCCUUAGUUUUCCGCCUAGCGCGUGAUAACUCGAUAUUCUGCAC